Molecule: messenger RNA, 3327 nt
Organism: Alosa alosa (allis shad)
Lineage: Eukaryota; Metazoa; Chordata; Actinopteri; Clupeiformes; Clupeidae
Gene: tmem121ab
Product: transmembrane protein 121Ab
Exons: 2
Coding region: 1285-2232 (315 amino acids)
Source: RefSeq, a predicted model, not a curated record
AAACCGACCCAGCGCUCUACCUAUGCACGCUGGCCAUAAAUUGCAUUUUACGUCUCAGUGAGACAGGGCAGAAAAGUGUGCGAAAGCUGGAGAGAGAGGGGGGUAUUUUGAGAGAGAGAGAGGGAGCGAAAGAGGAGGAGGGAGGGAGAGAGAGCGCAUCCGGGAAAGAGGCAAAUGGCAAAGACAGACCAAUUAGACCGGCAAAAAGGGCCGCUGCUGUGGAGCGCGCUGCUAGUCUGAAUGACUGUAACGAGUUCUUGUUAAGUAGACACCAAUCCGGUUUUCUUUCUUUUUUACUACACGUAUUAUCGCAGCUUUGUCGUCGACAAGAAUUGGAAGUACAUUUUUAUUCAUCCCUCUCUCAAAAUGUAACGUCGACUGCUUUAAAAUCGGCCCUGCGUUCCAUAACAGCGUGCCUCCCGGCGGAUUAUAUCGGCAUUUACAGCCCUUCCGCGGAGCCGACAGGAUCAGCACCCUGGACAGCGACUGGUCGCAAAGAGGCUGUGGAUCAUGGCAGAGUGGCAAAGACAAUGCAUCUGAGGCCCCGUGGCAAAGCCUCCCCACGGGGAGCAUUUGCCGGGCAUGGGGGCUUCUUCGGCCACUGACCCCGUGUCCCAGUGAUUAAUGGCUCCAAACUCCUCGCCUCUGCACUCCUCCUGCACCACAACACCUCCCUCUACCCCACCUUGCUUUUCUUCUUUAUUUAUCUCUUUCACUUUGUUUCCCCCUCACAUGACCCAGAAACUUGCAGUCGGACCGUUCACCUCGGCGAGCAAUUCCUCAGACAGCCGACACUAACUGGCACAGACAGGCACCCAGAUCUGAAGAUAAAGUAGCCUCAUCUUCUCCAUAUCACCGCGUGGUCUAUAGCUGGAUCAUGACGGCUUAGCCACAGGAGCCAGGUAAAGGCAGCCGUCCUGGAGAGAUCAAUGGAACUGCGUUGACUAAUGUGUAGAGGGACUCCUUCGGUCACCCAGUCUAGAGAACAACUCUGUCAUUGAGCAGCUACUCUCUUUCUCUCUCUCUCUCUGUCUGUCUAUCUUAUGCCAUUUCUCUCUCAAACUCUGAUAGAUGUAUGCUUCUGCCGCAUCAUUUAGAGGCAAACAUUAUUAAGAAAGAACAUAUUUCAAACUGAGACACGUGUUGCCAUGACUCAAGUUUGAUGGCUGGCCGGAAAUUUGAUUGAUCAAGAAAGGACAGAAAAAAAAGAGCGCAGACUAAAACGCUACCGCUGACCUUUGUGCCAGGGUUGUUGUUGUCGUCACGUGGUUGGUGGCCCUCGUCAUGGUGUUGCCACCUCCAGACAAGCGCCACGUGUGUCUCACCACCAUAGUCAUCAUGACCAGCAUGGCCUUCAUGGACGCCUACCUGGUGGAGCAGAACCAGGGGCCACGCAAGAUUGGCGUGUGCAUCAUUGUGCUGGUGGGCGACUUCUGCUUCCUGAUUGUGCUCCGCUACGUGGCGGUGUGGGUGGGUGCUGAAGUGCGAACGGCCCGCCGUGGCUACGCCAUGAUCCUCUGGUUCCUCUAUAUCUUCGUCCUGGAGAUCAAGCUCUACUUCGUGUUCCAGAACUGCAAGGCUGACCGCAAGAGCCUGGAGGUGGUGGCCCGCAAGGCGCUCACGCUGCUGCUCUCGAUAUGCGUCCCAGGGCUCUACCUGAUCUUGGUCGCGCUGGACAGCAUGGAGUACGUCCGCACCUUCCGCAAGAAGGAGGACAUGCGGGGACGGCUCUUCUGGGUCGCUCUGGACCUUCUGGAUCUGUUGGACAUCCAGGCCAACCUAUGGGAGCCGCAGCGGACAGGCCUGCCCAUCUGGGCAGAGGGCCUGAUGUUCUUCUACUGCUACAUCCUGCUGCUCAUACUUCCCUGCGUGUCCCUGAGCGAGAUCACUGUCCAGGGCGAGCAGGUGUCGCCCCAGAAGAUGAUGCUCUACCCGGUGCUGAGCCUGGUCACCAUCAACGUGGUGACCAUCCUGAUCCGCGGUGUAAAUAUGGUGCUCUUCCAGGACAGCCGCGUCUCCACCAUCUUUGUGGGCAAGAACGUAGUGGCCAUCGCCACCAAGGCCUGCACCUUCCUGGAGUACCGGCGGCAGGUGAAGGAGCUUCCACCACCGGGUGCCGCCGGCAUAGCUCUGGAGCUUCAACAGAACUCAGUGCCACACGGCCAGGCACUGCCCAACGCCACCAGUCUGCCACACGAACCCACACCCGCCCAGGAGAUCAUCGACACAUGACCGGGGCAGAGCCGACUGAUUGACACUCAUGGCUGCCAGUCGGCAUUCUUCCUGCUGACUGUGGGAACCACUGAUUGGACAGGUCCCGGUUUGAAUCACUACUGACUGGACAGGUCCUGGUUUGGGGGGAUGGGUUGAUCACUGCUGACUAAGGACACCCCAGUCAUAAGCCUGGUAUGCGUUACACAGUUGGCCUUUCUACACUGUCUAUCAAAGCUAGAAAACAAAACAGACUCUAGUAUCUCCGGUCAAAUCCUACUAAAAAAGACUUGACGACCAGACUGAUAUGAUGAAGCUCUGCUAUAUGUCACUGAUGUGAGAUGUGUUUUUAAUUGUGUGAACAUUUUUUCUAAAAAAAUGAAAUGAAAACUAGUGAAAGAAAGCUUGUUCGACAGACCCUUUUUUCUGAUCCAGAAUGAUAGCUUAAAAUCUUUUUUAAUUUGAUGGUCCUGUGAGAGUUACAAAUGACACGUUUACCUGUAAGAUCUCUCUGUUUUCUUUUGUAAUGCAACUGACAGGGCAUACAGAACUCACUUCUCAAUUGUAGACAGGAAUUUGAAAAGAGAAAUGGGAAAGGGACUGCUCAACAAAUAGGAGAAAACUCAGAGUGAAAGGCUGAGAAGAUGAAAGAAAGGAACUAACAGAGGGAGAAUUAAGAAUCCCCUCUCUGGAAUUAAGAAUCUGGAACAGCUCUAGAAGGAAGGUCUGAGGAAGCAUUUUUGUCAGAGGUCCCCAUAUUUUAAGUCUUUGUGAUGGAAUGCUGAAAAAGGCUCAGGAGAUCAGCAACAUCCUCUGACAUGAUAUAUAUAUAUGUGUGUGUGUGUGUGUGUGUGUGUGUGUGUAUGUUUCUGAAGGGCUUUUGCAAAGUCGUGUUGUAAAGAGUUAUAAAGAGGAGAGGGAGGGAGUUAGGAGGAGAGGAUAAAACUGGUAGCCAUUAACAUUCUGGUUAGAACAUAGAUGGUAAAAAUAUCGCCGAAAACUAUACAUCAUAACACUGAAUAUUAUUAUUAUUAUUAUUACUACUGGUGUAUGUACAUUUUGAGUUGGAAGAGUGUUUUAAUAAAAUAUGGAAAAGAGUGAGACUUCAACGAUAAA